This is a messenger RNA of Owenia fusiformis, 1326 nucleotides long. The record is from the annotation of a GenBank genome assembly. NCBI's taxonomy places the organism in Eukaryota, Metazoa, Annelida, Polychaeta, Sabellida, Oweniidae.
UGUCUUUUGAGCAAGUGUCCAAGACAUCAUGUUUUUCAACUAACUAACAACAGGGGAUAUACAUACACAGUCUCUUCUUUCUUUCCUGAAAAUAUGAACAUAAUUGGAUUAGUAUUUUCCAAGAUAUCGCGAUUUCUUUGGGUUGCGUUUUUUUUAGCACCCUGUAGCUCCAACAGAGCAAAACCUUCAAGAAAUGCUAAAUACCAUGAAUACUUGGUGCUGCAAAUGGAGGAUGACGGUUAAUGCUAUGAACACGAACAUUAUCCACCAUCGUCCAAAGGAUUACAUGCGGUCCCAAUUCGUGUUUCGAUGUGGUGACGAUGUCAUUGAAUAUGCAACACAAUACAAAUAUUUAGGACUUACCUUAAAUGAGCACAUGGAUAUGUCUAAAUCGGUAUCCAUCCUUGCCAAAUCAGCCACGUGUGCCCUAGGAGCAAUUAUGACAAAAUUCCGUCUAAAAGGAGGAAUGAACUACAAUGUUUAUACCCAGCUUUACGACUCGAUGGUCGAGCCAAUUCUGUUGUACGCUGCCGGCACAUGGAGUGCAAACGUCACCUCAGGAGCGCCAGCAGUUAAAAUACAAAACAAAGCAGAACAUUUCUACAUGGGAGUUGGUAAAUGUGCACCGAACGAUGCAACACGUGGAGACAUGUGCUGGACUGACCCGAAUGUGCGACAAAAAGUCGAAAAGGCCAGGCAGUGGUGUCGUUUUAAAAACAUGAAUAACGACAGAAUCACAAAACGGAUCCACAACUGCUGGACUGACCCGAUCAUGGGACUCUAAGAUUAAGCUAGAAUUGCAACGUGAAAAGGCAAACCACUUCAUAACAGAUGACUACAUCCCAUCAGUAAAACAUGAAAUUAAAAAGUAUAAAUUGGACCUAAUCUCAAAACGGCAUAUAGCUUGGCACAACUCCAUAUGGAACGACUCUAGGAACCAAGAAAACGGAAAUAAACUUAGGACAUAUCGACUCCACAAGAUACACAAAACAGAACCCGAACACUAUCUUCGCAUUAGCCUUAAUAUAUAUGAACGCUCCAAUCUAGCUAAACUCAGAAUGGGUACACUGCCACUGAGACUUGAAACUGGUAGAUACACUGGUGUCCCCAUUAACCAACGAACAUGUUUAUGUGAGCGUGACAUCGUCGAGGACGAGAUACACUUUCUCGCGGACUGUUCACUUCAUCAAACUUAAAGAAUUAACCUAUUUGAGAAAGCCACAUGCUAUCUAUAGCUAGUUUGGGUAAAUACUGUACUCUCAUGACAAAUGAAAACCUCACACGAACAUUUAAUAGCUAAGGUUGUAAACAAUAUGCUUUUAAAUC